AAGGCAUUGCUGUCGCGACGCCCGUCUACUUUGCCACCGGCAACCGCUGCAAAGCCUUUUGGUGGGCCUGUGCGUCAUCGCUCGCGGAGCCCCUCGGCGCCAUUCUCGCGUUCUUCAUCCUCGGAGACGGCCUCAACCCGACCGUGGAAGGUGCUAUGUUUGGUCUUGUCGCUGGUAUGAUGGUGACGCUCUCGAUCAAGGAACUGAUUCCGUCGGCCGUCAAGUUUUGUCCCGAUGGCAACGCUGUCUCGAUUGCGAUCCUCGGCGGCAUGGGCAUCAUGUCGUUGAGUCUCAUCCUCUUUGCGUACGUCGGUGUCUAA
Messenger RNA from Saprolegnia diclina VS20, 320 nucleotides. Its product is annotated as ZIP family zinc transporter. The record is from RefSeq and is a predicted model, not a curated record. Lineage: Eukaryota; Oomycota; Saprolegniomycetes; Saprolegniales; Saprolegniaceae. The annotation marks the transcript as partial. The transcript has a single exon.